AUGACUAGACUGAAUCUAUAUGAAGGUGGAAAAACUGCAAAAGACCUGCUGGUAUCUGCAAGAAACCAGAGCCUGCUGGUAUCUACAAGAGACCAGAGCCUGCUGGUAUCUACAAUAAACCAGAGCCUGCUGGUAUCUACAAUAAACCAGAGCCUGCUGGUAUCUACAAGAGACCAGAGCCUGCUAGUAUCUACAAGAGACCAGAGCCUGCUGGUAUCUGCAAGAAACCAGAGCCUGCUGGUAUCUACAAGAGACCAGAGCCUGCUGGUAUCUACAAUAAACCAGAGCCUGCUGGUAUCUACAAGAGACCAGAGCCUGCUGGUAUCUACAAGAGACCAGAGCCUGCUGGUAUCUAGAAGAGACCAGAGCCUGCUGGUAUCUACAAGAGACCAGAGCCUGCUGGUAUCUAGAAGAGACCAGAGUCUGCUAGUAUCUACAAGAGACCAGAGCCUGCUGGUAUCUACAAGAGACCAGAGCCUGCUGGUAUCUACAAGAGACCAGAGCCUGCUAGUAUCUACAAGAGACCAGAGCCUGCUAGUAUCUACAAGAGACCAGAGCCUGCUGGUAUCUAGAAGAGACCAGAGCCUGCUGGUAUCUACAAGAGACCAGAGCCUGCUGGUAUCUAGAAGAGACCAGAGCCUGCUGGUAUCUACAAGAGACCAGAGCCUGCUGGUAUCUACAAGAGACCAGAGCCUGCUGGUAUCUAGAAGAGACCAGAGCCUGCUAGUAUCUACAAGAGACCAGAGUCUGCUGGUAUCUACAAGAGACCAGAGCCUGCUAGUAUCUACAAUAAACCAGAGCCUGCUGGUAUCUAGAAGAGACCAGAGCCUGCUGGUAUCUACAAGAGACCAGAGCCUGCUAGUAUCUACAAUAAACCAGAGCCUGCUGGUAUCUACAAGAGACCAGAGCCUGCUGGUAUCUAGAAGAGACCAGAGCCUGCUGGUAUCUACAAUAAACCAGAGCCUGCUGGUAUCUACAAGAGACCAGAGCCUGCUGGUAUCUAGAAGAGACCAGAGCCUGCUGGUAUCUACAAGAGACCAGAGCCUGCUGGUAUCUACAAGAGACCAGAGCCUGCUGGUAUCUGCAAGAAACCAGAGCCUGCUAGUAUCUACAAUAAACCAGAGCCUGCUGGUAUCUACAAUAAACCAGAGCCUGCUGGUAUCUACUAACAGGUAG
This is a messenger RNA of Lampris incognitus (smalleye Pacific opah), 1176 nucleotides long. RefSeq lists its product as uncharacterized. The record is from RefSeq and is a predicted model, not a curated record. NCBI's taxonomy places the organism in Eukaryota, Metazoa, Chordata, Actinopteri, Lampriformes, Lampridae. The transcript is spliced from 2 exons. Bases 1 to 1176 code for a protein of 391 amino acids.